Messenger RNA from Camponotus floridanus (Florida carpenter ant), 5440 nucleotides. It is a transcript of the gene RpI1, whose product is annotated as DNA-directed RNA polymerase I subunit RPA1. Gene Ontology annotation, cellular component: RNA polymerase I complex. The coding region runs from base 213 to 5273 and encodes 1686 amino acids. Gene Ontology annotation, molecular function: DNA-directed RNA polymerase activity; DNA binding. The record is from RefSeq and is a predicted model, not a curated record. Lineage: Eukaryota; Metazoa; Arthropoda; Insecta; Hymenoptera; Formicidae. The transcript has 6 exons. Gene Ontology annotation, biological process: DNA-templated transcription.
UUGCACUGCUGCACUAGUGCAGUAAGUUGGAAAGAGACAAACAUACUUUCUUUCAUUCUAACUAAUUGCACUAGUGCAGUAGUGCAGCUAAAAAGAACAGGCCCAUUGGCGCAUCUUUGAUCAUAGAUCUCUAUGCACAUCAUGCGUGAAAUGGGACGUACCCUUUAGAAGUUAAUAAAUUAGACUUGUGAGAGCUAAAUAUUAAGAGAGAGAUGAUGGGGAAAUAUAAGCAACGUCUAACACCAAAACAUCAAGACUCUCAUCAUUUAUUAUUCUCAAUGUUCACAGCAAAUGACAUAAGGAAUUUAAGUGUAACAAAAAUAAGAACAUCUUUAUCUUUUAAUAUACUUGGACAUCCACUAAAAGGUGGAUUAUAUGAUCCAUCUUUAGGCACAACAAAGAAUUUUGAACUAUGCAGCACAUGUGGAUAUAAUAGCUUCAAAUGUCCAGGUCACUUUGGACACAUAGAAUUGCCGGUACCUGUUGUCAAUCCAUUAUUUCAUAGAGAAUUAGCCACAUUGUUCAAAUUGUCGUGCUUAAAUUGUUUUACUUUUCAAAUACCACCAGAUAUCAAGACAUUACUUGCUGCAAAAUUAAAGUUACUUUAUCAAGGGCAACUUGCUGAUCUUGAAAUUUUAGAUCAAGAGAUAACAUAUGUCAAAUCUAAUGAAAAAGAUAAAGAAAAACAAACUCAAUAUAUUUGUGAUAUAAUUGAUACUUAUAUGCAAAACUUUUUUAACAGAACCAGACUCAGUCAGUCUAUGAUUGAAAGUCAUGAGCAUAAAAGCAACAUGAAGAAUAUCAAUACACAAUGGCAUAUCUAUGUUAAAAAUGUACUUAAAGAAUAUGUCAGAAAUAAAGUUGGAAAAUGUAGGAAUUGUAAUAAUGUUUUACCAAAAAUUUCAACGUUACAAAAUAAAAUAAUGAUAAGAAAUAAAGGAGGAGUCUCCAAGGAAAUAUUGUCACAUGAAGUGAUUCAUAAAUUACAUACAGUGAUGAUUAUGCCAAAUCAGUCUAAGGAAUAUCUACGACAAUUAUGGAAUAAUGAAAAGGAUUUUUUUCAGAUAAUUAUACCCUGCUUAGAAUUAGUGGAUAUUGAAUAUCCAACUGAUAUAUUUUUUUUCGAAGUAAUACCCGUGCUACCGCCCAUUGUGCGACCAGUGAACUUUAUUAAUGGUCAAAUGAUCGAACAUCCUCAAACUUACAUCUAUAAGAACAUCAUACAAGAUUGUUUGAUCUUAAGAAAUAUUAUACAAACGAUUCAAGAUGGAAGUAUUGAUCAUUUACCUCAAGCGAGUCGACUUGUCUUUGAACAAAUAAGAGGAAAUACAACGGUCGAAAAGCUACACAACGCCUGGCAAACCUUGCAAAGCAAUAUUGAUCAUCUGAUGGAUCGCGACAUAAAUAGGACUCCAGAAUCUAUCAAUGGUUUAGGCUUGAAACAAAUUCUUGAGAAGAAAGAAGGUAUUAUUAGAAUGCACAUGAUGGGUAAAAGAGUGAAUUUUGCUGCACGUUCGGUCAUCACUCCAGAUCCUGACUUAAAUAUCGAUGAAAUCGGCAUUCCCGAAGCUUUCGCUCGAAAAUUAACUUAUCCUACAACUGUAACACCGUGGAACGUCGUUGAAUUGCGACGAUUAGUUUUAAAUGGACCCGAUGUUCAUCCUGGAGCGGUUAUAAUAGAAAAUGAAGAUGGAUCGGUACAGGCGAUUAACAGUAACGAUUCUAUGCAAAGAGAAGCUAUUGCUAAGCGUCUUUUGACAACAAAUGACAAAACCAACGAAUCCUUCACUGGCAUCAAAAUAGUACAUCGACAUCUUCAAAAUGGCGAUGUGUUGUUAUUAAAUAGACAACCAACGUUACAUAAACCGAGUAUAAUGGCUCAUAAAGCACGUGUUCUGAAAGGAGAAAAGACAUUGCAUCUUCAUUAUGCAAACUGUAAGGCGUAUAAUGCGGAUUUUGAUGGCGAUGAGAUGAACGCUCAUUUUCCGCAAAACGAACUAGCUAGAAGUGAGGGUUAUAAUAUAGCUAAUGUGUGCAAUCAAUAUCUCGUACCAAAAGACGGAACUCCGUUAAGUGGUCUUAUACAAGAUUACAUAAUAGCCGGAGUACAAUUAACAACUAGGGGUCAAUUUUUCUCACAAACGCAUUAUACACAAUUAGUUUAUACUGCACUCUCGAUGGUACAAGGAGAUGUAAUUCUCUUACCACCAACUAUUAUCAAACCAAAGCCUCUAUGGUCAGGUAAACAAGUUCUUUCAACUGUUAUAAUUAAUAUUAUUCCUUCGGAUAAGACACGAAUUAAUCUAAUUUCUAAUGCAAAGAUUAAUGUAAAAGAAUGGCAAGUGGAAACACCACGACGUUGGAAAUGUGGAGUAGAAUUUAAAAAUCCAAUAAUUAUGUCAGAAGCUGAAGUUGUAAUUCGACAUGGAGAAUUACUAUGUGGAGUGCUUGAUAAAAUGCACUAUGGUGCGACUUCUUAUGGUCUUAUUCAUUGUAUUUAUGAGCUAUAUGGGGAAAUGUAUGCAAGUAAAAUAUUAAGCGCAUUUGCAAAAUUGUUCCAAACCUUUUUACGAUACAAUGGAUUUACUCUGGGUGUUGAAGAUAUUCUAAUAACUCAUAAAAUUGACAAAAAACGUAAAGAAUUAAUUCUUGAUUGUCGAAAAAUCGGAGAAGAUGUACAAAAAUCUAUCAUAAAAGUAUCUAAUGAAGUAUCUAUGGAUGAAUUUAAAGACAAGGUGGAAGAAUUUUAUUGGCAUAAUUCGAAAUUUCGUGCACAAGUCGACCAUAAAUAUAAGAGUGUAUUAGACGUUUACACUAAUGAUAUUAAUAGAACGUGUCUACAGCUAGGACUUUUUAAGAAAUUUCCCAAGAAUAAUUUACAGCUUAUGGUACAAUCUGGCGCAAAAGGAUCCAUGGUUAAUACUAUGCAAAUAUCGUGUUUGCUUGGUCAAAGUGAAUUGGAAGGUAAAAGGCCACCAUUAAUGAUCAGUGGAAAAAGUUUAUCAAGUUUCUCAGCGUAUGAUCCGACACCUAGAGCUGGCGGUUUUAUCGAUAGUAGAUUUAUGACUGGAAUUAAGUCUCAGGAAUGUUUUUUCCAUUGCAUGGCAGGACGUGAAGGUCUUGUUGAUACUGCAGUCAAAACUAGUAGAUCCGGAUAUUUACAAAGAUGCCUUGUGAAGCAUCUGGAAGGAUUAGUUAUCGGUUAUGAUGCGACAGUUAGAGAUUAUGAUGGUAGUUUAAUUCAAUUUUAUUAUGGAGAGGAUGGCCUCGAUAUACCGGGUUCACGAUUCUUAAGAAAAGAACAAAUGGCAUUUUUAGCCGAUAAUAAAGAUGCUAUUAUAGAUACAAAAUUAUUGGAAUAUCUAAAAACAGAUAACAAAAAGAUUAGAAAAAUGAUAAAAAAGAUUAAAAAAUGGGAAGAUAAAAAUGGUUCUUCUUUGAAAAAGAAGAGAAUUAGUGAAUUUACGAGAUUUUCUAUUGAGAAUCAGAAUAACUUAAAAGAAAAAAGAAGCAUUGAUAAGUCUAAUGGAAGAAGUAAAGCUGCAUUAUCUCUUAUGCGAAAAUGGAUAAGAACGAAGGAAGAAGUGAAAGAGACAUUUCGCGCACAAUGUGCUAAAUGUCCCGAUCCAGUAACAUCAAAAUAUAGACAAGAUAUUGAAUUUGGUGUAUUACCAGAACGAAUAGAAGGUUUAAUAGACGAAUAUGUUUUUCAUUCUCCAAAAAUUAAAAAAUCCAUCCUAAGAGAUUUGUUAUCCAUCAAAAUUAUGAAAAGCAUUUGUCCACCUGGUGAACCAGUUGGUUUGUUAGCAGCACAAUCUAUAGGCGAACCAUCCACUCAAAUGACCUUAAAUACAUUUCAUUUUUCUGGACGUGGUGACAUGAACGUGACUCUAGGUAUUCCUAGAUUGCGUGAAAUUUUAAUGAUAGCAUCAAAGAAUAUAAAGACUCCAAGUAUGGAAAUACCUUUCCAGAACAAUCUGCAAAAUCUUGAAAAGCAAGCAAAGAAACUAAGAUUAAAAUUAACAAAAUGUGUCCUGCGUGAUGUAUUGAAAGAUAUUACAGUAAGUAGAACAAUAGAAAAAAGUCCAUAUAGAAAAUUAGUGUACACUAUAAUGAUCGAAUAUCUUCCUUACAAAUCUUAUAAAAAUGAGUUUUCCAUUCAUCGACAAGAUGUAAUUAAGCGUACUGAGAAAUUUUUUUUCAAGAAUAUAUUUAAAGAAAUCGAAAAACUUACUAAAGCAAGCAAAGUUUUAUUGCAUUACGAAGGAGAAAAAAGACAGGCAAGCAAUGACGAUGCACUAGAUCAAUUUGAUCCUGAUGACAUAAUGUCGGAAAAUACUGGACGAAGAAUGCAGAUGGAUUUAGGAGAGAUGCAUGAAUCAUCCGAUGAGGAAGAAAUUGCAGAGGAUGCUGAUGCGACGAUGAGUAGAUCCCUAUCGCGUCAUCAAGAAAAUCAAGAAUAUGAAGAUUCAGAAGAAGAAGUGGAAGAUAUCACAAAUUAUAAAGAGGAAGAAGCAGAUAAUAAUAAUAUAAAUAAAAACUUGGAAAAUACAGAAGAUAAUGAAGAGGAUGACUAUACUAAGGAGAAAUUAGAUAACAGAAAAAAUGACAAAUAUAACAGAAAAAAAUGUGUCCUAGAUUCAUAUUUGUAUGCUACUGAUUAUGAUUAUGACGAAAGUAAAUUAUCAUGGUGUAAAUUCACAUUUUGGUUACCACUUAAAAUGAUUAAAUUAGAUUUGCCAACAAUAAUUAAAAAUGCUGCAGACAAAACUGUUUUAUGCGAAAUACCACAUAUCAAGAAAGCUUUUACUUUUCAAAAUAGUGAAAAUGAAACAAUUCUCAAAACAGAUGGUUUAAAUAUAGUAGAGAUGUUCAAAUAUGAUAAAAUACUUAAUUUAAAUAGGUUAUAUUCUAAUGAUAUCUAUAAUAUUUCUUUAACAUACGGAAUUGAAGCUGCAAAUAAAGUUAUUGUAAGGGAAGUGAGGGAUAUCUUUAAGAUGUAUGGUAUUACUGUAGACUGUAGACAUCUAUCCUUAAUCGCUGAUUAUAUGACAUUUGAUGGAACAUUCCAACCACUUAGUCGGAAAGGAAUGGAAAAUUCUGCCUCACCAUUACAACAAAUAAGUUUUGAAAGCUCGUUAGCUUUUUUGAAAAGUGCAACAUUGCAAGGAAAAAAGGACGAUAUAUUAUCACCUUCAAGUAGACUGAUGUUAGGACAACCAUGCAAAUCUGGAACUGGAGCAUUCUCUGUAUUACCAUCAUUAUACAUGUAAAAAUAGAUAAUACGAUUCUCUAUUGAUAAAUAAUUAUAUUUUAUACGUUUAUUACAUUUUUUCACAAGAACAAAAUUGAUACCUAUAAUAAAAUGUAUUUAUUUUAUAGAAUAAAAAUCAGUUUGGUUUUUCUUGAUAUACGCAAUGCAAAAUUUGCUAUAUAUAUA